Messenger RNA from Cygnus atratus (black swan), 3138 nucleotides. RefSeq names its product angiomotin like 2 (gene AMOTL2). Gene Ontology annotation, cellular component: plasma membrane; bicellular tight junction; cytoplasmic vesicle. The record is from RefSeq and is a predicted model, not a curated record. NCBI's taxonomy places the organism in Eukaryota, Metazoa, Chordata, Aves, Anseriformes, Anatidae. Gene Ontology annotation, biological process: hippo signaling; regulation of cell migration; establishment of cell polarity involved in ameboidal cell migration.
AUGAGGACGGCGGAGGACUCGAGCGGGACGGUCCUGCACCGCCUGAUCCAGGAGCAGCUGCGCUAUGGGAACCUGACGGAGAACCGCACGCUGCUGGCCAUCCAGCAGCAAGCCCUGCGCGGUGGCAGCGGCGGCAGCCCCCGCUCCUCCCUGGAAAGCCUGACCCAGGAGGAAAGCCAAAUGGUGCAGCAGUCCACCAGGCAGGAGCCCCAGGGCCAGGAGCAUCACGCUGACCACCUCUACUCGGAAAACAGCGGCUACCGCCUCUGCCAGCCCCAGCACAAGGGCGAGGAGCUGCCGAGCUACGAGGAGGCCAAGGCGCACUCCCAGUACUACGCAGUGCAGCGGGGUGGGCAGCAGCCCGGGGGGGCCGAGAGCGGCGCCCGGCGCCCCGACGACUCGCUGAAGGACCUGAAGCACGGCCAUGUGCGGUCGCUGAGUGAGCGUCUGAUGCAGAUGUCGCUGGAGAGGAAUGGGGCCAAAGCGCACAGCCCCAUGAGCUCAUCCCACAGCUACCCCCAGCUCUCCCGGCACUACACCCUGCGAGGGCAGCGCCCCGAGGGGCCGGAGCCGCGGGGCCCCCCCCCAGAGUAUCCCUACAUCAUCCCCAGCCAGGAUGCGGCCGGCGCUUAUCUGCCCCGACCCUGCUCCCGGGACGGUCCCGGCUUCCAGCACCCCGAAGUCAGCAGGCUGAUGCCAUCGCCCAUCCCCGCGGCGUUCCUGCCCGUGCCAAGCGCGCUGGGCUCGCUCGGCCCCGCCGGCGUGGAGGCCCUGAUGAGCGCCCAGGCGGCCUCGGCCGGCAGCCGGCUGGCCCAGGCGGACGCGGUCCUGCGGGAGAACGAGAGGCUGCUGCGGGAGAACGAGAAGCUGCGGCGGGAGCUGGAGAGCUGCGCGGAGAAAGCCAGCCGCAUCCAGAAGCUGGAAACGGAGAUCCAGCGCAUCUCGGAGGAUUACGAAAACCUCAUGAAGGCGUCCUCCAAGCGGGAAGCGCUGGAGAAAGCCAUGAGGACCAAGAGAGACGGGGAGAUGCGGCGGCUCCAGGACUUCAACCGAGACCUGAAAGAACGGUUGGAAUCAGCCAACAAGCAGCUGGCCAGCAAGACCCAGGAGAACCAGGAGAGCAACCAGGGCACCGUGGCAAAGCUUCUGGCACAGAGCUAUGAGCACCAGCAGGAGAAGGAGAAACUGGAGCGGGAAGCCUCCCUGCUGCGCAGUGCCAACGAGGACCAGCGCCGGCGGGCAGAGCUGCUGGAGCAGGCGCUGGGCAGCGCCCAGGCACGGGCAGCCAAGGCGGAGGCCGAGCUGCGGAAGAAGCGGGCGUACGUGGAGAAGGUGGAGCGGCUGCAGGCAGCCCUGGGCCAGCUCCAGGCCGCCUGCGAGAAGCGGGAGCAGCUCGAGCUGCGCCUCCGCACCCGCCUGGAGCAGGAACUGAAGAUGCUGCGAGCUCAGCAGAGGCAAGUGGGCGCCGCAGGCGGGGGGACGCCCGAGCUGAGUGCCCACAGGCUGUCUGAGCAGCUGAGGGAGAAGGAGGAGAAGAUCCUGGCCUUGGAGGCUGACAUGACCAAGUGGGAGCAGAAGUACCUGGAGGAGUGCACCAUGCGGCAGUUCGCCAUGGACGCCGCUGCCACCGCCGCCGCCCAGCGGGACACCACCCUCAUCAGCCACUCGCCACGGCACUCGCCCAACAGCAGCUUCAAUGAGGACCUCCUGCUGGUCAACCACAAGCACCAGGAGAUGGAGAACAGGUUAAAAGCCCUUCAUGCCCAAAUCCUAGAGAAGGACGCUGUCAUCAAAGUCCUGCAGCAGCGCUCGCGGAGGGAUCCUAGCAAAGCCCUCCAGGGCUCCCUGCGACCAGCCAAGUCUGUGCCAUCUGUCUUUGUCGCCUCCGCUGCAGAGGGUACUUCCCGGGGCACUGCAGGCAAAAACACUGCAGAUGAAGUGCCAGCGGUGCCCACUGCUGUCCCCCCACCCUCUCACGCCAAGUGCGGCAGCAAGGAUGGCAGCACGCAGACAGAUGGGGCGGCGCAGAGCUGGGGCGAGGGCACAGAGUGCCCGGCUGGCUUGCAGGAGAGCUCGGCCACCCCCAGAGCCCCAGACCUGUCUGACAUGGUGGAGAUCUUGAUUUAAGGCUCUUCUGGCCUCCCUGCCUCAACUUCCCCAGUGUGGCCGGGGAGAGCUGCCGUCACCGUGGUGGAGCUGUCCAAAGAGGAGAGGCAACAGUGCAGUCCUCCACGUCCAGUCUUGGCCACUGUCCCCACCAUGUGCCCUGUGCGUGUCCCUGGGGACGCUGGAGCACCUGGCCCCGGUGGCAGCUGCCUGACAGCCCAGGAGAUGUGACCCCCUGUAAAUACACCCCUGUUUUGUAGGACGGGAGCAAAUCAUUUCAGCCUCCUUCCCCACUUCCCCUGGGGUUUCUUCCCAUCCCUCCCUUGUUGACUCCUUCCCAUCUCCAUCCCCAUCUCAGGAGCUACUGGGAGAGCCCUGGGCACAUCCCUUUUUUUUUUUUCACGAAGGGAGGGAGUGGAGUGUUGGUUAAGCAAAAAGAAAAAAACAAUAAUAGAGGGAAUGGAAGGUGGAGGAGAAACGUGCUGGAGAUGAAAUGCUCAGAGUGGAGCAAGCGUGCACCAUGUCCAGGUGGGAUGCACCGCCCCGUGGCCCCCUCCUCUACUGGCAGCUGGCUUCUGCCCGUAGCCAAUGUUGACUGCUCGGUCCUCAGAACUCAGACACUUCCCAGCCUUGCCCUUCGUGCAUAUAUAUAUAUUUUUCUUUCUUCUUCAAACAUGUGUGCAUUUGCUGGACAACUGCAUUUUUUAUUUUCUCUCCCAGACACGUAAAAAAUGCGUUUGGUUCUCAUGCAUUGUUUACAAAGUGGAAAACAAAGCAAAAUAUGAAAGAGGAAAAAAAAAACCCACAACUUAAUAUAUUUUAUAUUAAUAUUGGUAUUUCUUUUUAAGUAUUUCGUGCUGUGAACUUUUUUUUCCUGCCAAAGACGACGAGUUCUUGUUUGUGCGUUUUAAGUUAUCUGGAGUAUUUAAACGUAAACCUGGCUGUUUCGUUAUGCCGCCCUAUACCGAGAUUGCUGUAGCAUUCCACUUGGUAUAACAAUAUUUUAAUAAAAAAAUAAAUAAAAACCCACAA